Messenger RNA from Myiozetetes cayanensis, 12199 nucleotides. RefSeq names its product zinc fingers and homeoboxes 1 (gene ZHX1). Gene Ontology annotation, biological process: regulation of transcription by RNA polymerase II. Lineage: Eukaryota; Metazoa; Chordata; Aves; Passeriformes; Tyrannidae. Gene Ontology annotation, molecular function: DNA binding; DNA-binding transcription factor activity, RNA polymerase II-specific. The transcript is spliced from 2 exons. Gene Ontology annotation, cellular component: nucleus. The record is from RefSeq and is a predicted model, not a curated record. The coding region runs from base 451 to 3075 and encodes 874 amino acids.
GCCCCGGGGCAGCGCCGCGCCGGGAGGAUGCGAGUGGGCGCCGCGGGGCGAGGCGAGGGCGCGGGCGGCCGCGGCGUUGGGAGCUCCCGGCCCAUCCGCCGCCCCCCCGCCCCGAAAGAAGUGCAGUAGUUUGUGGAGCGCAAGAUGGCGGCGCGGCCGUGAGCGCAGGCGGCGGGCGGGCGGCGGCGCGGGCUGAGGGGGCGAGGCGGAGCGGCGCCGGCAGGUAGUGGAUGUGGACUUUAAACCAUCGUGUCUCAACAUCUCAUCCUCAACUAUCUAUUUUAAAUCUGAUUGCACUACAGAAGAAAAGCUGCUAAUGGGAUAAAUGUUGAGACUUCACAAGAACUGACUUGAAGUACCGAAAGCCAUUAUUACUAUUAUUAUUAGUCAAGAAGAGCUGGAAGCAAAGUCUGUAUCUGACCAGUCAGUAGAGUUUUCACAGUAACAGUCAUGGCAAGUAAACGAAAAUCAACAACACCGUGCAUGGUCUUAGCCAAUGAGCAGGACCCGGAUCUGGAAAUGGUAUCAGACCUGGAGGAAGGACCACCUGUGCUCACGCCAGCAGAAAACCCUCCAGCAGAAAGUGUAACAAGUGAUGAGGAUGUUCAUGAGUAUGUGGAUUCAGACAAUCAGAAAAAUACAAAUAAAGUAGAAGGUGGUUAUGAGUGUAAAUACUGUACUUUUCAGACUCCAGAUCUCAAUAUGUUUACUUUUCAUGUGGAUUCAGAACAUCCCAACGUAGUGUUAAAUUCAUCCUAUGUUUGUUUAGAAUGUAAUUUCCUUACCAAAAGAUAUGAUGCCCUCUCAGAGCAUAAUGUGAAGCACCACCCUGGAGAGGAGAAUUUUAAAUUGACCAUGGUGAAACGUAAUAAUCAGACAAUCUUUGAACAAACAGUAAAUGAUCUCACUUUUGAUGGAAGUUUUGUUAGAGAGGAAAAUGCUGGACAGGCCGACUCUUCUGAGGUCCCCUCAUCAGGGAUCUCAAUUAGCAAAACUCCUAUCAUGAAAAUGAUGAAAAACAAAACCGAGACUAAACGUAUCGCUGUUUUCCACAAUGUAGUUGAUGACAUUCCUGGUGAAGAAAAGGGAACUGAAAAUGAGCCAAACUCCGAAGAAGCAGUAGAAAACCCCCCACCGGCAGUUUCUGAGUCAAAACCAAGCCAUUCAGUUGUGUGCAGUGCAGCAGAUGUGGCUGGUGCAGUGGUGACCCCGGCACCAGUGCUUCAGCCUGGGGUGGCACAGGUUAUAACAGCUGUUACAGCCCCACAGAACUCAAACCUGAUCCCAAAAGUCCUAAUACCUGUAAAUAGCAUUCCAGCCUAUAAUACUGCUUUGGAUAACAAUCCUCUUUUGCUUAACACCUACAACAAAUUCCCAUAUCCAACCAUGUCGGAAAUCACUGUUCUUUCCACCCAAGCCAAGUACACAGAGGAACAGAUUAAAAUAUGGUUUUCUGCCCAGCGUCUGAAGCACGGUGUGAGCUGGACGCCAGAGGAAGUGGAGGAAGCAAGGAGGAAACAAUUUAAUGGCACAGUGCAUACUGUGCCACAGACAAUUACCGUUAUUCCUGCACACAUUUCUGCCGCUAGCAAUGGUUUACCUUCCAUUUUACAGACAUGCCAAAUAGUUGGUCAGCCAGGACUUGUUCUCACUCAAGUUGCAGGUGCAAAUACAUUACCAGUAACAGCCCCAAUAGCUUUGACUGUAGCGGGAGUCCCAAACCAAACACAGCUACAGAAGAGUCAGAUUCACAGUGCUCAGCCUAUUGCAGAAACCAAACAAGUAGCUGCCGUUCCAGCCCCUCAGCCCAUCAAAAAUGAAUCCACGGUGAUGAAUCCUGACUCCUUUGGCAUCCGAGCAAAAAAAACUAAGGAACAACUGGCAGAAUUAAAAGUCAGCUACCUUAAAAAUCAGUUUCCUCAAGACUCGGAGAUUGUUAGACUUAUGAAAAUAACAGGUCUGACUAAAGGAGAGAUCAAAAAGUGGUUCAGUGAUACACGCUACAAUCAGAGAAACUCAAAGAAUAAUCAUGGGAUUCACCUCAACAGUGAUUCAUGUGCCACCAUUGUUAUUGAUUCAAGCGAUGAAAUGAACGAGUCCCCAACAGGAGUCACUCCACAGAGCAAGUCAUCAUGGAGUGCUUUUCCUGAUUUCACCCCACAGAAAUUCAAAGAGAAGACUGCUGAACAACUGCAAGUCCUCCAAGCAAGUUUUCUUAAUAACCCUGUCCUCACUGAUGAAGAGAUGAAUAGGUUAAGAGCCCAAACCAAACUGACUAGGAGAGAGAUUGAUGCCUGGUUUGCAGAAAAGAGGAAAUCAAAUGUCUCGAAGGAAGAGGGAGCUGACUUGAAUGAAAGCAAUGCUGGCAGCUCAAAAGAAGAGGCUGGAGAAACAUCUGUGGGAGAUGGAGCAGCAGGAACAAAAUCAGGGUGUUCCACUUCAAGCAAAGUAGGCAAAAAAUCACCAGAGCAGUUGCACAUGCUCAAAAGUUCCUUUGUGCGUACUCAGUGGCCGUCUCCACAAGAAUACAACAAGCUGGCAGAAGAAACCGGGCUUCCGAGAUCGGAAAUUGUGAGUUGGUUUGGAGAUACUCGCUAUGCCUGGAAAAAUGGUGGAUUGAAGUGGUAUUACUAUUACCAGAGCGCCAGUGCAAACAGUCUGAAUGGCCAAGGCUUUGCCAGGAAGAGAGGGAGAGGAAGACCAAAAGGGAGGGGGAGAGGGAGGCCUCGGGGGAGGCCUCGGGGAAGCAAGAGGUUAAAUUGCUGGGACAGAGGUGUGUCUGUCAUAAAAUUUAAAACUGGAACAGCAAUCCUGAAGGACUACUAUAUGAAGCACAAAUUCCUUAAUGAGCAAGACCUCGAUGAACUGGUAGCCAAAUCUCACAUGGGAUAUGAGCAGGUCAGAGAGUGGUUUGCAGAGAGGCAAAGAAGAUUAGAUCUUGGAAUAGAGCUGUUUGAUGAGAACGAGGAGGAAGAUGAAAUGCUGGACGAUCAGGAAGAUGAAGAAGAAACAGAUGAUAGUGAUACUUGGGAACCCCCCAGACAUGUUAAACGUAAACUUUCAAAAACGGACUGAUGUACAGUUUGAGAUUUGGGGGCCAAAAACCUAUUAAUUAGGUUUAAUGUUACAGUGAAGAGCCAAAUGAUUUUUCAUGGCCUUCAGUUUAGCAAGCAGCUGCUUAGCAUCUUUCUUCCACCUACGAGAACAUGGGCGAGGUGCUACCUGUGUGGGCAACAACUGCUUGCUUCGUUGCUACAAGAGAUGAACAUCCUCAGGCCCAGCCUAGGACAGGGGGUUAUAAAUCAGAUCAAGUUCAGCUCUUUUUCCACAUCACUGAUGGGAAGGUUCAUGUUCAUCAUACAUGUGACUGCUUCUCAAUAUUUAAUUGCCUUAUGUUGUUUAAUUCCAAAAAACCACAGACACCUUUUUUUGUUGAUGUUGGAGAACAUUUUGCCUGCUCAUGAAGGAGGAAAACACAAAAACCUUAGAUGUCUUUUUGCAAACAUCACUUCAUCUGAAAGGUUUCAAGGCCUGGGUUUAUUUCUUAAGGAAAGAGUUGGAAUCAAAAAGAGAAGGGGAAAAGUGUGACAAAAGGAAUCAAUGAACCUAGGGGUGAGGAUUGAUUGGUUUAAGAAAAUAAGGUGAUACCGGCACCUUUUGCUUAUCUUCAGUGUUUGGGGUUUACAGAACUUGGACUGAAAUGUUCCUUAUUGAUAAUUACGAGCUAACUGAGUCUGAUGCUAGAAGAUGCUUUUUGUUACAGUUAAUCAGUGUAUCCUACAUCACUUUAAUUUAAAUGCCUGACAGACAUGAUGCAGUUGAUAAUAACACUCAUUUUUAGCUUGUGCAUUCUUUCCUUUGUUGGAAAUGGUAAGAGAAGUAUGUGUAUUUCUAGCUAAAAAGAAUAAUUUCUUGAAAUCUUACACUGAGUUUUAAGGUAAACAUGAGGUAGAAACUGCCUAAAAGUCAUUCACAGCUGCUUAGGGGUUUGUAAGAGUACACAGAUACGUAGAUGAAAAGCAUCUUUUGGUGCUACUAAGAAAGGUUUUCAAGUAAGUUAUGGCAAUGACAUGGUGUUUAAUUCUCAAACAAAAUGAAGUUAUAUGGCUUUUAGAUGCUUAGGAAUUAUAAACGCAGUAGUGUUGAGUUGUUCUUCAGUGAUAGCCCAGUUGAGUGAUUUGUGUGCAGGUUUAACUGUAAUUCAUCCUAACUGUUGAACUUCCACUGGGCUGAUUGCUCUUAGCACUGCUGGGUGAGCGCACUUAUUUUUAGAGGUGGUUUGAGUUACCUGAACUGAACUCCAGAAGUAGUCUAAUCUGAUACAAAACAUCCACAUCAUGAGUAUGUGUAUUUAAAAGAGAAUAAGAGAAAGUAAUUUGGUCUCGAGACAGUGACAUCAUCGUAGUACAGUUUGAAUUAGGAACUUAAAGGCAGUGGGCCAAAUUCACACAAGUUGGUUUAGGCGGAUGUUUGGCAUCCUAGAGAAUGGGUGCUCUGAGGAAGAGUAGUUUGUGUUCUUGCUACUGGCAGCCUGCAGUUUUAGGGAUAAGUUACUUUAUAUUUAGAUGUCAAAAGAUGAAUUGGUGCUGCUGUCACCAGCAUUGUCUGCUUUUUACAUUGGCAUUAAUGGAAAGGAUACUAGCAGUCUCCUUUUGCACAUCUGUCAGCAUCUUCUCUGUAGGCUCCUGCAUCUGGUGAUUAUAGAGAUUAGUAUAGAGAAAAUGUGUCCUAAUGUUUCCCCAUCUCCAAGAACCUAUUCUAGAAUUAUUCUUUCUCCCACAUUGUGAAAAGACCAAGAAAGCCCUUUUAGUCAUGAUUUUCUGAGGCAGAGGAGUCUGUGUUACAUCUGGUUUUCAUACUUGAUUAUGAGUGAAGCCCAAGUCAAAGCAAGAAAGGAAAUGAUAUCUAAAAAACAUAUAUUAACCUCCCAGGCUCACCUUGGUCUCUGAACACUCAUAGUUGCCCUUCUCAUAGAUUGAACGGUCUCUCUGAGCUGCGGAAGGAUGUUCUUUAUGAAGGUCAUUUAGUGGGGCAAGCUCUUCUGUCUGCUUCAGAUUACUGGAGAGAAAAAGGCAGCAGCUUAUGGUGUGUAUCAUGAAUGUGAUGAUGAAAAUUAUUCCCUAGAUUGGAGGACUCAAGUUGGUGAGGCACAGAGCAGCCAGUGGUACUAAAGAGGACUAGCCAAAGAAUCCCUUCAGUUUAACAUUGGGGUGGGAGAGGAGCAAACCCAUGUUGUCAGCAUAUUUCAGGGGAGUGUUUGUGAGUCUGGAUGGGAGAUGGUGAAAGAGAGAUCAGGAUCUGGCCUUUUCAGCAUUGACUGCUCCAUGUGGUUGGGAGAGAUUCUUGUUUGGCUGGUAAUGGUAUGGAUGAGGCUGUUGUAGAUGCCAGCAGAUAUAAAAAAAGACUCACACUGGCUUUAAGUUCUGCUGGGAAUACAGGGUCAAGAAUCUGUGCUUGCUGAGUAGGAAAGGAAAAAGCUAGAAUGAAAAUAGAUGCUAUUUUUAAGUUUCCAAAAACAUUAAAACAAAUCCUUGGGAAUAUGCCUCUAGCAGGCAAAAUCUGCAGUUGCCUUAAUCCUUAAGGUUGACCCAGAAUUAAUUUUCUUUCAAAAGAACUCCACCAAAACCCCAAACAACAACCAAGCGAUGUGUCCAAAUAAGUAUCUCCAUUUUUGUUAGCAGAGACUGCAUUUAGGUUAGCUGGGAAUCUUACCUUCUUUAAAAGACGGGAAAAAAAAUAAAGAUCCAAGUUAAUUACAUGAUUAAACUGGAAUAUUUUCUACUUUGGCACUGUUCUGUGAAAUAACAGCUACAGCAGUAGGCCUUAGCACAUCUGGUCUCAGAAACACAGGAAGAGGAAAUACAUUGUUUGUCAGACUAAAUAUAGUUGGAUUGGAGGUCUUCUUUCCGUAAAAUGGUCAGAGACAGUGGCUGAUGUACACUGGGCCAGAUUUUCUGUUGUUGUAAAUAUUAAGAGUUCCAUGUAUUCCACUGGUUAUAGUAGUAUUUACAGCUCACUGAGAAAACUGUCUCUUUGCAGAAUGUAAAGUUUAAAUUAAACCAUGUGCUGUGGAUCAGCUGAUGAGAGAUGCAGAGUCCCCACGUUUCCUUUGGGCAACCUGCACAUUUUAAGCCUUUCAGUUGUGCUAAGGGUGAGGAGAAUCUGGAUGGAUUCAGCCUGAAGACAGAAGUUGUGUGCAUUCAUUAUUGCUCAUAGUCUGACUGUUACCUGUUUGAACACGCAGAGUCCAUUAAUCACCAGUUUAUUUCGUGUUUACAGCAUGUGUGUAUUUGCACUGCAUGCUGGGAGAGAGGGAAACUCCUUCUGGAGGCCUCCCAGGUCAGGCCUGACAGGAGAAGCAUUGGAAAGAGCUGUCAGCAUGCUGGUCAGCUGUAUUUGUGAUGUGUGGUAGGAACUCAAAGCUAUUGGUACAAUUGGUUUAGUCCAGAUUCAUCUCAGCCAACCUCAGGCUGCUCUGCUCCUUACCUGGGGGCCCAGGGCACACUGUUCAGUCACCUGAGAGAAACAGAAAUUGCCUGAUAUGGCACCUUCUCAUUCUACUCGUUACAUGCAGGAAACUUCCUGAACUUCAGGCACAUCAGCAGGUGUCUUAAUUUAUUGUGACAGUGCACCCCUGCAAGACCAGCUCCUUCUUGUAGCUUAUACACACCUGUAAGGUGUUUUGGAAGCCACUUGGACUGAACUGUAUUGACAGUGGGAAGGGAGGGGGCAAGAAAAUACAUCUGUCCAGGGAUGACUGCCCAUGUGGCUUUUUGUUAAUUUUCCUGACUGGUAAAGGACUCUGUCUGGAUGAACCUGUGGUAUGUUUUCUGUAUUUCUGUGCAGCUUCACCUCUUGGGUUUGAGCUCAUUAUGAGCCAGGUUUCAGUGAUUGUCAUUGACAGUGAGAUGAAGAAACCCUGAUCUUGCUUAGAUCUUACCCCCAGAUGGCUGGUUUCUCAGUAUUUGUUGGGACCACUCUUUCAGAAUUCAGUUGUGAGCAUCAGUUCCUGUAGAGCUAAGCUGGUGCUUUCCUCUUCAUCUGCUGUUUCUGCCAGGAGUACUUGCUCUGAUGAUGCUACUUGUGCUGUUUCUGGAGUUCAGCUAAAGAGAGAAUACACUUAAUCCUGAGCCAGAAUAGAGAGGGAAAAGAGCUAAAAGAAAGAAAGCAAUGUCACAGCUGGGUGAGACAUCCCAGUAUUGUCCCCUUCAUGGCAUGUUUCGCCCUUGCUUCUGAGUGCAGUGAAAGAGCACUGUUCCAUCUUAAAAAGUGCUGUCUUCCCAGUGUCAGCCUCUCAGUGACCCCAGAAUUAGUGUUGUAAAAAUAAAGUCAGACCUGUUCCUCCCUUAAGGUUUGAAUGAUCUAACAGUGCUGGCUUGUAAGAAGUGGAAAGAAGGGAAAAUGCAGAAGCCUGAAGGCUCUUUUGCCUGCCCUGCAGAAUUUACUUAUGUAGAAGUUGAUAAACAAAACAAUUUUAACCCGUUCUGUUCUGACAGAAAGAGCAAAUUAUUUCAAUCACUAAUUUUUAGCACAUAGAAAUAUCUGCUUUGUUUUAAAGCAAAGGAGAGAAAGAGGUAUCUAAUACCUAAUGAUUAGAAUUUAGUGUAUUAUCUCUUAAUACACUAUAGUAAAUGAGGCCAUUCCCUUUUUUAACCUUGUCCAGUGCAAUUUUGAAAAUGGCUUUUUCAUUACAUUAUAUGUAAUAUGGUGUCUGAGUAUAACUUUGAUCAUUGGGAAGGAAACUCAUGCAAUGUCCACACAUUAUGUGAAAUAAUUUCCCGAUGCAUGAUUUGCUGACUUCGGACAAAAGCCGAUUUUCUUUCAUUCACCAGUGAGCUCUGGAGGCAGGAAAAUGCACUCCCUUCUCCUCCACAGAGCGGAGAAAGCAUUUCUGGAUCCCGUACAAAGUGAUUCAUGGCCUUACGCAGUCCCCAUAGGCCAGAAAGCCCAAAGAUGCAGACACUCUCCUCCUCUGUUUUCCUCUGAAAUGAGAGCACAGCCGUAACUCUGACAACUAGUCAGUCUCUGGCUGCUGAGUAACGAGGCUGUAGUUUAAGGUGGGGAGCAUUUUCCCUUUUGCACUUGACAGAGUACUGUGUAUUCAGGCUGGAUGUCACUAUUUGCUUCUGUAAAUAUGAUAGUACCGAUUUGCGUCCUGCACCCGAGUCCCCAUACCCGUGUAUGUUCAUAUCUCCCAAGGAGAGAAGAUAAUCUUUAACCUUCUGUAGUGUUAAAUAUCCCUGCCCUAACCGGAAGGCACAAAAAUAGAGUGCAAUGAACUAUAUAGCUACUUUCUUUGAUUUAAUUUAUUUUUUCUUUGAAAAUAUUUUUGCUUGCAUUCAGUAGUAAUGGAAAGAUAGUAUCAAUGACCAGAGAGCAGUAAAACUGUUGGGAGUUGUCUAUAAUGCCUGGAAUGACUUUGUAAGUUAGAGAUGGAAAGAGCUAGUAGAGGGCUCAGUUCCCUACACUAAACAGUACUAGGUUACACCUGUAUUCUCCAUUAAGCUUGUGAUAUCCUAGGAUAAGUAGAUUUACCCAGUAGCAUGACACAGACUUAUGGAUGAAGUUACUUGAGGUUUGGUGAUGUAUUCUGUAGGAAAAUAUUUUGAAAUGGAAGUUGCCACAGAAAGUGAAAAAUCCCCUCAAUAGCUACUUACACACAAUAGAUCAAAUUUGUGCAUUGUUUCCCCAUUUCUAAAAAGGGAGAUUUUGAAACACAGGUGGGUUAUAGCCAGUAUUUGUAAGUUUAAUGGCUGGAGCUCUUGGGGGAGUUUUCUCUUUCUGUGAUGAAGAACAUCUGCACUUUUUCAGUGAACAGUCAUUGCAAAAUGGACUUACACAACACUGUAAAACAUAGAGUGAUAACUGAGGAUCCCACAGCACUUUUCUUGAAUUAAGGUGGGAUUCUGAUUGCAUGUUGAUGUUUGCACUGGGGCAAGUACAGCCAAGGAAUGCAAACCUGCUCAUCCUGGAGCCUGGAGUCGGUCGAUGAACUGCUCCCCAGCUCCCCUGACUUACACGUGGCUUUGCAGGCAGCCACUGACACUACAGACACCUGUCAUGAGGCGAGGUGGAUCUUCUGUCUGGAUUGCAGCGCUGAGCUUUGUGUUGUGGUUAGCAACGGUACUUACCUCUGCUUCCAACCUGAUGCUUGUUGGGACGGGAGGCCUUUCUUUUUUUUUUCCCUUUUUCUUUUUUUCUUUAUAUUCUAGAGCAGGUAGCACUACAGUGAUGGGUAAUGUAACUGAUCCUUGGUUAUAAUACUGUGGCAUAAAAAUGCUUUGGGUUUUCUCAAGUGUUUUAGAGAUGAGGUUACUAUGUGAACAUUGGACUGUGCAUAACCUAGAAUGUGUUAGGACACAUAAUAUUUGUGUCUCAGUUGAUGAAAGUAUUUCCUUAUGCUUAUUCAACACUAGAUACUUAUCAGGAAACUCUCCCUAAAGAGUCUGCUAGAACAGCAGAAGAUUCAAGUCUUCAUCUAAGCUACAAAACAAUGAACCACAAGAGCUCUGCUAUGAUUUCGGAAUGUUCCCCCCCCACCCUCCAGUUUCAGCUUACAGAAGUAUUUCCAACCCUGCAUAGUUGGCUAUCUGCAUGUAUGCUUACAGUCUGUACAGAAAUGCACUAAAAUGAGUUGCCCUACCUGGGAAGGCUUUAUAUUGUAUAGAAAAUGUGGCACUAGGUACUGCUCUUCAUGUGCACAGGAGAGUUAACAGGUGUCAGUCUCGUUUACAGAAAUGAUGGCGCUUUGCAAUUUUCUAUAAUAUAUUGCAAUAUAUUUAAAUGUCCUGUUUGACAUGUGAAAUGAAAUUAAGUUAAUGCAUUGUUAUGUAUUUGAAGUAUGAGGAAGAUGAUUCACUAACGACCAGCAAGGUUUUUAGAAAGGUGUCCAGUAUGUAGCUGUCUGUGUGAUCUGUCUGGUGUAUGUGAUGUUAAAGGAAGCAACAAUACUGUCACUGUUUAGAAUGAAGAGUUUCUUUUGAAUGAUGCAAUAGCUUACAAUGUCUUUCCUUUGUAGCUGCCCAGUGUGGUGAAGGGGAAGCAAUUCUUGAAAAAGUUCAAGAUAACUGGUUAACUGUGAAUGGGCCUAAUCUUUCGUGAAACCAAGAAAAUUUUUGGACACACACAGGACUUGAAUACUCAAAAGGAUUGGAACUUAGUGUUGUGCCAAAGUUAAACUACUGCAGUUGGCAGUUCUGCACUGUAAAUAGAAGACUGAUUAAAAGACAGCUUGUAAAAAAAAAAAAAUCAAAUUUUAAUACAGUACGUUUUUAUUCUGAUACAUGAUGGAAACAUUCUGUUUUAGACCUUUUUUGAAGAGGCUUCAGUGACCACUAGAUUUUGUCCUCUUAUAUUUUGUUUGGCCUAAUACUAUAUGUUCUAGUAAGAUGGGCUUUAUUGCCUGUGUUCUUUGAUAUGUGAUUAAGCUUAUAGCUUUGAGUGACCAAACAUUUUACAGAGUAAAAGUUCUUAGAAACAGUAUAACGUAACUGAUAUUUCUGUGUCUUAUUUAUCAGGCUCUGCACAAACUUGGAAGGUUGUGCUGGACUUGUACAACUCAUAUAUGGGAACGCAGCAUACUUCCGGAUAUUACAAACCUAAGCCUUUGUGGCCGAAUGGAUCUUGUCUUUGGAUUUAUUUUUGUUAUUUUUUUGAGGCAAAGAAACGAAUGGAUGCUGCUGUAAAAUAUUUGUAAUAUUGCCAUUAUUGCUUUCUGUAGCAAUUAUUGCUUUUGCUUCAACAGAUAAAGAAAAUAAAUCAGAGAUAGAAAAAUCCUAAAAGACGCUGAUAGAAGAAAGGAUCAUGUGAGAACUUCUGAAAAUAAACUUUGUACCAAAAAUUUGAAAACAGAAAUAAUGGAAUAAAUGUCUCUUUACUGAGUGUGUGUGGUUUUAAGAGGUGGUGUGGAAACCAGGAAUCAUGUCUGUAUGAACAUGUCAUGGACCAGAUCUUCUCAAAUAUGUUUUCUCCUGUUACACAAAAAGUGAAUUUCCCCAAUUCCUCAGAUGCAUUGAAUUUAGAGAAGUGGCUUGGCUGAACAGCUAGCGUGAGGUCAGCUUCACGUGUGAGUCACUACAGCUGCUCGUUGCUGAACUGUUCUGCCAUGUUAGCAGCCCAGGGACGUUCAUGGGAUUUUUCUCAUUAAGGCAGAUUGUCUUUAUUAAGGCAUUUUAAAUAUUUGGGGUGGGAAGAGUAGGGGUGAGUAAGAACCACCUCCUCGCUGAGGUCCCUGUCGGUUGGACAUGAUGCUUUAUGGGUACUCUAACGUGUGCCUUGUCCUCAGAGAAGAAGGGUCUGAGGCAAGAGCUGCUGUUGAGCUCUGCAUUUCUGCCUUUGCCAUCGCUUACAGCUCCCUGCCGGAGGCAGUGCCAUGUCCUGCACUGGGUGAUUCAUCACACCCAUCUCCUUCAGCUGCUGUGCUGCAGCUGGAGAGGCUCGAGACCUGGUUUUUCCAGCACGACUCGGCAUUGUGCCUACGGACCUAUGCCCUAGAAAAAGAUGUUUAGAGCCAUAGAUUGGUUUCUGUGCUGCAGCUCAUGGUAGUGUGAAGCAUUACAUCCCGAGCUGGAGCAGUGACCUACGCACACUGCUUUGAGCACAAGUGGUCAGUACAGCUUCGUGCUUGGCCACAUAGUUUUACUUAGUUCAGUAAAAACAAAAGCUUAUUCAAGAAUCCAUCGACUAAUGAGGGAGUUAUGAGAAACUCCAGGUUAUGUGUGCAGUCACCUUUUUUUAAAAGGUACCUUAUUUGUGUAAAGUGUCACCAGCCAUUCCAAAUUCUGCAGUUCAGUAGAUACUUUCACAAGAGACCAGCUGGCCCUGUGGGUUGUUUCCCCUCUCUCAGCCUCCUCUCCCAGCCUCUUUUAUCUUGCAUUUGUUUUCAUAACAAUACUGUCAAUUACUAUUUUUACAAAUUUAAAAUACCAAGCCACUUUGUUCACUGCCUUAUUUUCCUUUGUAUGCCAAAAAGUUCCCUCUAUAAAUUGUUCCCUGUGGGCUUGGCAUUGUGGAAAUACUGAAAUAUUGAAAUAUUGAAUGUUGGCAUUUGAAAUAUUGUUUGUGGUGGUCUUUAGUCUCACAUGGUGGUUUCUAACAUUUUGGUGGUUAAAUGACUUGUUGCACUCAAAAUACUGUAAAAUGAGACAUUUAAAUAUAUGUUUCUACUGCUGUAAUGCUGAACUGUAAGCAUUAUGAGUAA